CAGAGAUGGCAAGUUUUUUUUAAAUGUACGUAACUACUGAAUUUAAACGGCUGUGUCCAGGGCCUUAGGAGUUUCAGCCAAUUUCUCACGUAAAUUAACAUGACACUGGACGUUAUUGAAAAUAAUGAAUACAUUUGCACCAGGGAUGGAGAGGUAAAUGACCGCAAUGCUCUGUCUGUAUUUGUAAAAAGUGCGAUUUGGCGACGGAAACUCACAAAAGCCAACCAGUCAAAACAGCAGCAGCCACCUGCAACCCGCCUGAAGGCUACUCUUGACUUAAAUUUUUAAAAGCUUCCUCUGGAGUCACCUCAAUACCUUUCAAAAUCUCUUAUGACGCUGACAUGCACCAAUCCUGGCCCGGAGGUGUUUAUGGUUUUAUGCUGAUAACUCCCAUAAUUGAACUUGGUUUAAUUUGAACUCUUUGUGCUUGGUUCCUAGACAUGUAGGGGGUUGUCUUUUAACAAUUGCAUUCAAGUAACUGAAAAGAAAUCUCGAGCCUUUCUUUCCAGAGGUUCUUACCAGGCAGCUUGAGGGCUCAGUGAAGGAUGGGUCAAGCACAGAGCCCAGCUAGAAUGAGUGUGGGUACCGAACACGACGGGGGGGGCACUGAUCUGACUGGACCUCCAGCCUGGCGAUUGAGGGUCACAGCAGAGACCUGACUUGGAAACUUUGCUCCUCUGACGGUGAAACUCUCCCUCCCCCCACCCCUGCCUCGAGUGCCAGUUAGGAGUGAAGGCACGUCUCUCCCUCUAGAUAAAACGCAACAGCUGUAGGGAGAGCGAGAGAGCGAGUCUAUUUUUACCCUCCAUUCAGCUGGCCUGUGGAGUGCUUUCCUCGCCCCGACUUCUGACGGGAGAGCACCACUGUCCUUCCUGCUUCUAGACGUUCCUCGGGAACUCCGUGUGUUGUCAGGCCCACAGGAGAAACUUCUGGAAAAGCUCGGAGAGGAGCUCUUAACCGGCGCGGGGCUGCUCUCCCUAGGAAGACUGCAGAAGCGAGGUGGAUCACCUGUGAGAAGAGUAUGGCCGUCCUGUGCUACAACAAGGGCUGUGGGGAGAGGUUUAACCCAGAGGACAACUCGGACGAUGUGUGUCUCCAUCACCCUGGGGUCCCUAUAUUCCAUGAUGCCCUGAAGGGCUGGUCGUGCUGCAGGAAGAGGACCACUGACUUUUCAGAGUUCCUGUCUAUAAAGGGUUGUGCCCGGGGUCGUCAUAGCAACGUGAAGCCCCAGGAACCCCUGCGGCCAGAGGUGACGUCCAACAAAGCCGACGACCUCCGGCCCCACGCGGGGCAUGAGAUCAUCUUCACGGGGCCCAAGUCCGCAGAGGCGCUGAAGAAGGAGAGGCCGAGGUACUGUACUUAUCAGCCCCCUCUUUCACGAGACCCGGGCUUGCCUGCUGCCUUCCUGCUCCUCCCCUCCCUCACUCUCCCUCUUUCCUCUUUCUGUUCCGCAGACGGCGCAGGGGUGGCCCAGGGCACGAGGUGCAAGAACGCCGGGUGCAAAACGAUUUACGACGGCCCGAAGACAGACGCUGAGCCCUGCAACCACCACCCAGGGGUCCCCGUCUUCCACGAGGGUUACAAGUACUGGAGCUGCUGCUGCAUCAAAACGACCGACUUCAACGCUUUCCUGGACCAGAAGGGCUGCAGCACCGGCAAACACAGAUGGGUCCCCAGGCAGGACAAGAAGACCGUGGCGUGUCGGUAUGACUGGCAUCAGACAAGCAGCCAAGUGGUGGUCACAGUGUACGCCAAGAACACCAUGCCAGACCAGUCGUAUGUCGAAGCUAACCGCACUGUGAUGACGGUUCACAUCCAGUUUGAGGGUGAUAAAGUCUUUCACAAAGAGUUUCACCUGUGGGGGGUGGCCAACGUCGACCAGAGCUUCGCCAGCAUGGUGCCCAGCAAGGUGGAGGUGACCCUGCGCAAGGCGGACGCGGUGUCCUGGGCCAAGCUGGAGGACCCCCGGGCCGGGGCCGGGACCGAGCCCGCCCCCGAGGCGCAGGAGCAGGGCGAGAGCGAGGAGCAGAGCUACGACUGGGACAUCUCCGACGAUGACAUCAGCGACUCGGAGGAAGAGGAAGUGCGCGAAUAAGAGCCUCUGCCUUCCGCCAUUUUAUUUUUAUAUUCAUGUUUCUCACACUGGCAUCUAAAUUCAAGCUUGGUCACAUGUAUUUAUCUUUUACACACUAGUUAUGGGUUAAAAGUCUUAUUUAAAUCUAAUUCAAGGGCGUUUCCACAUCAUGGUUGGUAGUUUUGCACAAUACGUUCGCUCCUUAACUCUCUUAAGUUCCUGUAUUUCAAUAUUCUCGCCCUGCAUACUCACUAGAGACCAACACAUGGUUGAGCCAUUUUGCUCUUGGGGAAGGCACCGGCCUCUUCAACGUUACAUCGGCUUUCAUUUGAUAAAAUACUGACAUUCUGUAGGGUCUGUAUCUAAAUAAAUGAAUUAAUUCUGAAA
This is a messenger RNA of Lepisosteus oculatus (spotted gar), 2461 nucleotides long. NCBI's taxonomy places the organism in Eukaryota, Metazoa, Chordata, Actinopteri, Semionotiformes, Lepisosteidae. The record is from RefSeq and is a predicted model, not a curated record.